CGCACGCGCCCCCAAACCCAGUCCAGAGCCACCGCGAUGUCGAACAAGCCCUCCUCGGGCCAGCGGGCGGUGCAGCCGCUCGCCAACAGCAACAGCAAGGCCAACCGCCCCAGCUCCGGUCAGAAGCCGACCGGCAGCCCGUCUGCCAAGCGCGGAUCGCGAGCCAGCGCCGCCGCCGCGGCGGCUCGUGCAAAGGACCCGUUGCGGUACAAGACGGUCGAGUGCGAGAACUGGGCCCGCGACGGCAAGUGCCCGUACGGGGCUCGCUGCCAGUUUGCCCACGGAGCUCACGAGCUCCGGACGGUGCUACCUGCGGCGCCGCUCGGCAGCCCGACGACGAGCGGCAGCAGCCGGCGGUCGAGCAACGCGGCGCCGGCGCUCUACUCCUCGCUCUUCUCGCCCGAGUCGCCUCGCUCGCCAAUCAGCCUCACGCCCUCCAGUCUGCCUCCGCCCCGGCGGUGGCCCGCGCCGAUGCCUCCUUGUGCGCACUCUGCCUGCUCCGCCGCCUCGUCUGGCGGUGAGUACGGCUACCUCACCCCCGACGAGGCGGAGGUGGUCUGCAACCCGGAGACGGGCCGCGUGUCGCACAACACGCUCUCGGUCCGCCGCACCAUCUCGAUGCUCUGGGCGGAGGACGACCACUCGCCAGCCGUCACAAGCAGGCUGCCGGCGGCGCAUGUGCACUGA
Molecule: messenger RNA, 687 nt
Organism: Emiliania huxleyi CCMP1516
Lineage: Eukaryota; Haptophyta; Isochrysidales; Noelaerhabdaceae
Exons: 4
Coding region: 37-687 (216 amino acids)
Molecular function (GO): mRNA binding; metal ion binding
Source: RefSeq, a predicted model, not a curated record